UCACGGACUGCAAACACCAAACCCGGCUGACAUGCUGUCGAUACCAGAUCUGAUCAAGAAGAAGCGAGAUGGAGGAACGCUGAGUGAUGAAGAGGUGAAAACCUUCAUCCAGGCCAUUACAAACCAAACCAUCCAGGACUGUCAGACAGGGGCGAUGCUGAUGGCUAUCUGGCAGAAGGGGAUGGUCGUCAAGGAGACCCAGACCCUGACCAGAGAGAUGAUGUCAUCGGGGGAAGUGAUGUCAUGGCCAGAGGAGUGGGCAGGGCUAGUGGUUGACAAACAUUCGACAGGUGGAGUGGGGGAUAAAGUUAGCCUGGUGUUAGCGCCUGCACUCGCCGCCUGUGGCUGUAAGGUACCCAUGAUCAGUGGGCGGGGCUUGGCUCAUACAGGAGGAACUCUGGAUAAACUAGAGUCAAUACCAGGAUUCAACAUCCACCAAUCAGCAGAACAGAUUCAGAGGAUCCUGGGCUCAGUGGGCUGCUGUAUUGUGGGUCAGACGGAGACACUGGUUCCUGCAGACCGAGUCCUGUACGCUCUGAGGGACGCCACCAGCACCGUGGACAGCUUACCUCUCAUUACUGGUUCUAUCAUCUCUAAAAAAGGUGCCGAGUCUCUGACUGCUCUGGUCCUGGAUGUGAAGUUUGGACGAGCUGCUCUGUAUAAAGAUCUGGAAAGUGCUAAAGAACUAGCGCAGUCACUGGUGAGCGUUGGAAACGGCCUGGGCGUGCGGACAGGUGCAGUCCUCAGCUGCAUGGACGGUACGAUUGGUCGAUGUGUGGGCAACAGUCUGGAGGUGAUUGAAUCUCUGGAGACGCUGAAGGGAAAUGGACCCAGAGACCUGAUGGAGCUGGUUGCUACUCUCGGUGGUUUGCUGCUGAAGAUGACUGGGUUGGUGUCCGACCUAUCAGAAGGCAGAAAGCAGAUUUCCGAUGCUGUGAUUGGUGGAGCAGCUCUGUCCAAGUUCCAGGCCAUGAUGGAGGCUCAGGGCGUGGCCGCCGAGGCGGCUCGGUCUCUGUGCUCCACCCGCACAGAUUAUUACCGAGUCCUGAGAAAAGCUGAGCAUCAGACCGAGCUGAAGACUCCUGCAGAGGGAGUAGUCCUGGACGUGGACGGUUUGGUUUUGGCUGAAGUUCUUCAUAAACUGGGGGUGGGACGAUCGAAGGCAGGAGAACCUGUCAAUCACAGCGUGGGGGCGGAGCUGCUGGUGUCACUGGGUCAGAGGGUCGGGAAAGGUGCCUCCUGGCUGCGGCUUCACUAUGAGGAUCCAGCUCCGAGCCCAGACCAGAUGAGUAAACUGCAGAAGGCUCUGACUCUGGGAACAGACAGAGACGCACAAAUACAACAGGAACACACUCUGGUGAAGGAAGUGCUGCUGCCUCAUUAACACACGUUUUAAUACUUUCUACUCAUUAGUACAUAAAUUACUAAUAAACACAAUAAGAGACGUUUAAAAACUGUAAUUAAGGGAAUUAUUGAUGGUUCACAGAUCAGUUAUGAGCCAUUCACAGGAACGUUUGUGUUGUCAGGUUGUGAAAAUCCUUCUACCUCUGUUCGACCACUGACCAUCAGGAAAAACUUUUUUAUUUUUAUUUAUAAAGUGAUUAUUAACAUUUACAGCCGCUGAGCAGCAGUUUAACGUUACACUAACGUUUCUUACGUCCGCAUUUCAUUUACUGUGUUGUUCUCUCACUAUUUUAAUAAACGUUCAUGAAACAAAGUCAGCAGUUAAAAAAGUUAAUGAUCAGAUUAUAAAUGGAUUUUGUCCAGAUGUUGAUCCUGUGCAUGCUCUCUGCCUUCUGACCUGCUGUUCCUUCAACCGCCCCGCGAUCUCCUGUCUGUAAACUCACCUGUCUGUAAACUCACCUGUUAAAUAA
Messenger RNA from Toxotes jaculatrix (banded archerfish), 1874 nucleotides. RefSeq names its product thymidine phosphorylase. Gene Ontology annotation, molecular function: 1,4-alpha-oligoglucan phosphorylase activity; pyrimidine-nucleoside phosphorylase activity. The transcript is spliced from 10 exons. Gene Ontology annotation, cellular component: cytosol. The record is from RefSeq and is a predicted model, not a curated record. Bases 32 to 1384 code for a protein of 450 amino acids. Lineage: Eukaryota; Metazoa; Chordata; Actinopteri; Toxotidae. Gene Ontology annotation, biological process: pyrimidine nucleoside metabolic process; pyrimidine nucleobase metabolic process.